AUUUUCUUUUUCUUAGCCCUGCCCCUGAAUUGUCAGACGGCGGGCGUCUGCCUCUGAAGUUAGCAGUGAUUUCCUUUAGAGCCCGGCCUUAUCUCCGGCUGCACGUUGCCUGUUGGUGACUAAUAACACAAUAACAUUGUCUGGGGCUGGAAUAAAGUUGGAGCUGUUUACCCCCACUCUAUAGGGGUUCAAUAUAAAAAGCCGGCGGAGAGCUGUCCUAGUCAGACGCGCUUCUGCAUCGGCGCUGCGGCGAGCGCGCAGAGGGUCCUCGGUCGCGCUGCCGGGUCCCCCCGCACGCCACCGCCGCGUGCGUCUUCAGACCGCUCCCACUGCCGGCCCUCCUGGCAGAAACUUCUUUUGCUGCCCGUUAAAAGCGCCCUGAGGCUGAAGGAUCGCGUUGAGAUCUGAAUAACCAGAAGCGCUUUGAGGCAACUGAAGCUCUUUUUCUUCGUUUUCCUUUGGGUUUCGUUGGCAGGGGAGGAUUUUGAUCCGCGCCCCCCGCCCUUUUUUUUUCUUUUAAUUUUUUUUUUUUUUUGCACCACAAUGGAUUAUUUCCCCGUGCUUUUCUCUCUGCUGUUUGUGGCUUUCCAAGGAGCUCCAGAAGCAGCGGUCUUGGGCGCGGAGCUCAGCACUGGCCUGGACAGCGGAGGGGAGAAGCCGGCUCCCAGUGCGCCCUGGCGGCCCCGACGGUCCAAGCGCUGCUCCUGCUCUUCCCUGUUGGAUAAGGAGUGUGUCUACUUCUGCCACCUGGACAUCAUCUGGGUCAACACUCCCGAGCACAUCGUCCCGUAUGGACUUGGAAGCCCUUCUAGGUCUAAGCGAUCCUUAAAGGACUUAUUUGCCACGAAGGUGACAGACCACAGGAACAGAUGUCAGUGUGCCAGCCAAAAAGACAAGAAGUGCUGGACUUUUUGCCAAGUGGGAAAAGAGCUCAGGGGUCAAGACAGUAUGGAGAAGGGCUGGCAUGACCAGAAGAAGGGAAAAGACUGUUCUGAGCUUGGAGAAAAGUGUACUCAUCACCAGCUGGUGGCGGGAAGAAAAAUAAGAAGGUUGGACGCCAUCAGGAACAGUAUCAAAACAGCUUUCCGUGUUGCAAAGCUGAAAGCGGAGAUGUACAGAGAGAAGAAAGUGACCCACAACCGAACGCACUGAUUGAUGGCAGGUGGCCGGGGCCUGUCACAUGCCAUCUCCUCCCCGGAGGGAACCCUGUGGCUGAUUCUGCACUCUCUCCACAUGGCUGGGAUCAGAGCAAAAGCAUCCUCCCUGCUUAGACCGUUUCUUGCUCCAGACUGGCAGCGGGCCAGUGUCCUCACUGUAAACAUUCCAGGGAAGGUUAAGGAGUCCCCCCAAUCUGUCUUCAUUUGCUUCCAUCAGUGGUGACCGCUUCCGUCUUUCCUCAUCUGGGGUGAUAGUUGGACCACGCAGAAAGCAGAGAGAUACAGUGACUUGUGGAUUAGGGUGGCAUCCUCCAGAGGGAGGACAGGAGAUUCCACACGCGGUGGAAUUUCUGAAGAGGGUCCGAAGGGAGUGUUUGUGUCUCACUCAGGCGCCUGGCACGUUUCAGGGAGAAGCUCCAAAGUCCAUGCAAAGAUUUUCUAAGGAAUGCACAAAUUGAAAACACACUCGAAGGACACUCAAGUAAAAAAAAAAAAAAAAAAGCAAAAGACUUUUAUUAUUAUUUUUUUCAUUCACAAAUAUGCAAACUGAAAGACACUGUUACUACUGUAAAAUCAGGAUGGGUUUGAUGAAUAUGAGUCUACCUCACCUAUAUUGCACUCUGGCAAGAAGUAUUUCCCCACCUUUAAUUAUUGCCUCCCUUCGCUCUUCCCCCUCCUGCCCUCCCCUCCCCCCAAAGCCCCCGUUGUAAAUCUUGGCCUCAUAGAUGUCUAGUCUAACAUGUCAGUAGUAGAUGUAACGUUUCAUGGUAAUCUACUAGCUCUGAUCCACAAGAAAAAAGGUCAUUGAAUCAGGAGGUUCCCUUGCCUUGAUCUUUGGAAACACAAUGGUAUAGAAUUGUUUAUGGAAGACAUUGAAAAGUAAACAUUUGGUUAUGCUUUAAAGCAGUGAAAUUAUUUUCCUUUAUGUAAGUGGCUAAUGGAAGAGGUUGGAAUAAAUUUUGACGUACUUAUUUUUUUAUAGAUAUUUAUAUUCUAACAGUUUAUUCCUUAUAUUUACCAUGUUAAAUAUAUGUCUGGGCAGGCCAUAUUGGUCUAUGUAUUUUUUUAAGUGUAUUUCUGAAUGAAAUUGAGAAAAAUGCUUUGUUUUGCCUGUCAAGGUAAUGACUCUAGAAAAUAAAUAUUUUUUUCCCUACUGUA
Acinonyx jubatus (cheetah) is the source of this 2315-nucleotide messenger RNA. It is a transcript of the gene EDN1, whose product is annotated as endothelin 1. Gene Ontology annotation, biological process: regulation of vasoconstriction; regulation of systemic arterial blood pressure by endothelin; vein smooth muscle contraction. The record is from RefSeq and is a predicted model, not a curated record. NCBI's taxonomy places the organism in Eukaryota, Metazoa, Chordata, Mammalia, Carnivora, Felidae. The coding region runs from base 544 to 1152 and encodes 202 amino acids. Gene Ontology annotation, molecular function: endothelin B receptor binding; hormone activity; endothelin A receptor binding. Gene Ontology annotation, cellular component: extracellular region. The transcript is spliced from 5 exons.